ACCGCCUCCUAUUUAAGAAGGAUAGAUAGAAUCGGUAAAGUAAAAACCCUAACUUAUAGAGAGGCAGCCGGAUACCAAAAUCAUUUGUUCGUCAUGAAAAGCGGCCAUCAUGAUUAAUGAAGAAGAAAAUCAGAUCUUGGUUGGUGGUGGUAGCAAACCCGUUGACGGAGGAGAAGCGGAGAAAAAAGAUCAGAUAACAAUGUUUGGAGAGUAUGAAAUUAUAAGGCACGAAAAGAUUGAGAUUGCCUUAGGUCCCAGUGUGUAUGAAAAGGUCAAGGUGAAAGUGUACCAUAAUGUGAUUGGAGAUCUGUGUACAUGUGACAUAACUUCAAAUGUCACAAAUGGCUCAGUAAAACAAGCAUGCGUCCUGCAUCCAGAAGGUAUUGCGCGCUGGCACGAAAAAGCGAGAAUCCGAAUUCCGAAGGAACGCACAAACUGCCCAGUGUAAGAAAAUAAAGCUAGAGAGAGAGAAGAGAAAAAGAAGAAAGCAUCAGAUCCAACAACAUUAGGUGCUGCUCGAGCAGCCUCUUGGGAGAAACUCUUUGUGAGAGGAAUGUCAUGUCAUGUCUGUUGGUCUGUUGGUCGAAUAGAAAUGAGAGGAAUGUCAUGUCUCUCUGGACCAUCGUAAGAUAAAUAUUUAUGUGAAUCUCUCUAGAAAGACCCCUUUCAACUUCUACAAAGUAUUUUAUAUUUAUAAUGAACUAGUCAUUGUGUAUGGUCUGCAUGAUACUUCCUA
This is a messenger RNA of Papaver somniferum (opium poppy), 736 nucleotides long. RefSeq lists its product as uncharacterized. The transcript has 3 exons. The record is from RefSeq and is a predicted model, not a curated record. NCBI's taxonomy places the organism in Eukaryota, Viridiplantae, Streptophyta, Magnoliopsida, Ranunculales, Papaveraceae. Bases 110 to 448 code for a protein of 112 amino acids.